Zalophus californianus (California sea lion) is the source of this 1212-nucleotide messenger RNA. RefSeq lists its product as uncharacterized. NCBI's taxonomy places the organism in Eukaryota, Metazoa, Chordata, Mammalia, Carnivora, Otariidae. The record is from RefSeq and is a predicted model, not a curated record. The coding region runs from base 179 to 667 and encodes 162 amino acids. The transcript has a single exon.
GUCCAACGGACUCUGCCUUGAUCCCGAACUUGGAACCCUGAGCGUCAGAAUCAGAACACCGGACCCAGACUCGGAUUCCCAACGACAAAGGACCCCAGCUCCGGUCCCCGAUGCAGGACCGAGAGACUGGACCGUGAGGCGGACUCUGGACCCCGGCUCUGGUCCCCGACUCGGAACCAUGAGGCUGGACCGCGAGGCGGACUCCAGAUCCUGGCUCCAAUCCCGGGGCUCAGAAUCACGAGGCAGGACCUCAAGGCGGACUCCAGAUCCUGGCUCCGAUCCCGGGACUCAGAACCACGAGGCAGGACCUCGAGGCGGACUCCAGAUCCUGGCUCCGAUCCCGGGACUCAGAACCACGAGGCUGGACCGCGAGGCGGACUCCAGAUCCUGGCUCCGAUCCCGGGUCUCAGAACCACGAGGCCGGACCGCGAGGCGGAUUCCGGACCUCAACUCCGAUCCCCAACUCGGAACCACGAGGCGGGACCGCGAGGCGGACUCCGGACCUCAACUCCGAUCCCCAACGCCGAACCGAACCAUGAGGCGCAACCGCGAGGUGGACUCCGGACCUCAACUCGGAACCACGAGGCGGGACCGCAAGGAGGACUCCGGACCUCAACCCCAAUCCCCAACUCCUAACCACGAGGCGGGACCCCGAGGCAGACUCUAGACCUCAACUCCCAUCCCCAACUCGGAACCACGAGGCUGGACCGCGAGGCGGACUCCGGACCCCGGCUCCGAUCCACGACUCAAAUCCACGACGCAGGACCACGAGGCGGACUCCGGAACCCAUCUCCGACCCCCGACUCUGAUCCCCGAGGCUGGACCACGAGGCGGGCUCCAGACCCUGGCUCUAACUCCCUACUCGGAACCACGAUAUGGGACCGCGAGGCGGGCUCCAGAUGCGGAAUCGUACCCGGACUUGGAACCACGAUGCAGGACCGCGAGGCGGACUCCAGGCACGGAAUCCGACCCGGACUCAAAAAUACGAGGCGGACUCCAGGCGCGGAAUUCGACCCCCGGAUUUGGAUCCCCGAUGCAGGACCGUGAGGUGGACUCCAGAUGCAGAACCGGACCCGGACUCGGAACCACGACGCAGAACUGCGAGGCGGACUGCAGGCGCGGAAUCCGAUCCCCGGACUCGGAUCCCGGACCAGGACCCCCGACCCGGGCCGACUCUCCCGGAGGUACCGAGGGGAGAGCCGGCCCCCCGCC